CCCGCCCGCCGCACAGAGCCCGCGCCGCGGCCGCCCGCGCUCGCAGAGGCCGCCAUGGGCCGCGCGUGCUGGCUCGCGCUGGGCAGCCUGCUCGCCCUGGGCGCGCUGCUGGAGGGCCGGCUCCUGGGCGAGGGGGAUGCCGGCUUCGGCGAAUGUAACCGGUUCUUCUACGCCGAGACCCCGCCCGCGGGGCUGGCGGCCGAGGGCCACGUGAAGAUCUGUCAGCGCUCCGAGGGUGCCGAGCGCUUCGCCACCCUGUACAGCACCCGGGACCGCAUCCCCGUGUACUCGGCGUUCCGCGCCCCGCGCCCCGCGCCCGCCGGCGCCGCGCCGCGAUGGCUGGUGGAGCCGCAGAUCGAUGACCCCAACAGCAGCCUUGAGGAGGUGACUCAUGAGGCUGACGCCAUCACCACUGUGGACAAUCUGGGAAGCAAGCAAGCCUUGAAUACCGAUUACCUGGGUUCUGACUAUCAGAGAGGACAGCUGUACCCAUUCUCCCUUAGCAGUGAUGUCCACACGGCCAUCUUCACUCUCACAAAUGCAGCUCCGAUGAGCCCGACCUUCCAGGAACGGUGGUACAUGAAUCUCAACAGCCUAAUGGACCGGGCCCUGACCCCACAGUGUGGCAGUGGGGACGACCUGUAUGUUAUCACAGGCGCUGUGCCCUCAGACAUCAGAGUCAAAGACAAAGUGACCGUCCCUAAGUUUGUUUGGCUGGCAGCCUGCUGUGCGGUCCCUGGUGGAGGCUGGGCCAUGGGCUUUGUCAAGCACACCAGGGACGGUGAUGUCAUAGAAGACGUGAUGGUGAAGGACCUCGAGAAACUGCUUCCGUUUAACCCUCAGUUGUUCCACAACAACUGUGGUGAAACAGAACAGGACACAGAGAAAAUGAAAAAAAUCCUGGAAAUGGUUAACCAAGUCCAGGAUGAAGAGCGGCUGGUGCAGUCUAAAGAAAGCACUGGCCCUGUCCCCAGCGCACGGAGCCAGAGGUCCACUCAGCUUCCCCCAGAGGCAUCGGAGGAAGGAAGUAGCUUUUCAAGGAAACUCUUGGGCUUCAUCGCUGCCCCAUUCGUCAAGCUUUUCCAAUUAAUCUGCUACCUUGUGGUAGGAAUCCUGAAGAACACUGUGUAUCUCCUGUGGUAUGUCACCAAGCAGGUGAUUAACGGCAUAGAAAGUUGCCUGUACCACCUGGGUUCAGCCACCGUCUCGUACUUCUUGGCCAUUGGGGAAGAGCUGGCGAGCAUUCCCUGGAAGGUCCUCAAAGUCAUAGUGAAAAUCAUCAGGGCCAUUCUCCGGAUCCUCUGUUGUCUGCUGAAGGUUGUUUGCCGCAUUCUGGGCAUCCCUGUGCGAGUCCUUGUGGAUGUGGCCACUUUCCCUGUGUACACCAUGGGCGCCAUUCCAGUCGUGUGCAAGGACAUUGCAAUGGGCCUCGGUGGCACCAUCUCUCUGCUCUUUGACACUGCUUUUGGUACCAUGGGUGGCCUAUUUCAGGUUGUUUUUAGUGUUUUCAAGCGAAUUGGCUACAGGGUUUCUUUUGACAAUUCUGGGGAGUUAUAGAACUCAAAAACCUAAUAGUGGCCAGUCACAGUAAAUUUGAAUUUUUUUUUUUUUUUUUAAUAGAGAAGGCUGGAAUACUUUGUCUGUACAAUGGGUUUUGUUCACUAUCAAUUAUCAUUAUAUUUUGGCCUUUCAUGGGCAUGUCUGUAUGUUUUUGCAAAGGAAGAUGGUACAGUUUAGACCUGCCCCUAGAGAAAUGUUCAGGGUAGGACGACGUGUGGUCAUCUGAUGCGAUCCGGGCAGACUUCUAAACAGGAACCUUUGGCUGUUUACUCUGGUACAGAUGACCCGCUGAGAUAUUCUGGUGUUCAGGUGUGAUAAUCACAAAUUACAGAAGAGGGAAGAAUUAGAAAGGGGACAACUUCAAACCAAAGAGUUUCUGCAACAAUGAGAAAGAAACCGUGUUCCUCCUGUCACUCUCUGAGACUCGAGGCAAAAUUGAUAAAAAUAUUCUUGGCCAGUUUGUGUUUUGCCUCUCUUUGUCCCCAACCCAGCUGACCUUGGAGACAUGCUUCCCUGUUGACAUAGCUUUCUUAGGGUGUAGAAUCUGCUGCAUCUCUUCGCUUUCCUUGGCUCCCAAGGACCUUUAAGAUGUUUUUUCUCUGAAGUUGAAUUUUGCCGUAUUUUUCUUUUAUGUAACGAUAAGCAUUUUAUGCCAAAUGUGGCAUAACAAAUUUUGAAUGCAAGAACAAAGACUGUUGGCCCCUUGAACAAUGUAGUACAGUCUUCUCAGGUUUAAAGAAGAGGGCACCAGGGUCGGAGCCCAGCUCUGAGUAGGUGCUGUAGGUCCCAGGACAUCCCUAGCCAAGCUUGGAUUAACCUAAAAUAUAUUAAAUCUCUGGCUGACAAGAUUGAGCUCAGAGACCAACAUGUUAAGCUAAUAUAAAAUUCAAAUUCUGCAACAUACUAGAUCAGUCUUUCUUAUACAUCAAGCAAAUACCUAGCACAGUAGAACACACUGACUUCUGUCCUUAAAUGGUUGUUUUGGUACAAAUGUAUGAAAAAGAGCCACCAAACAAAACUAUUCUAGCAAUCUGGGAAGUUUAUAUACGUAUAAACUUGGCUAAGAAUUGUCUCUUAAGCAAUUAUUUUUAUAGUGUGUUUGAGGCUAGAAAAUAUAACUCUCCCAUUAAUGCAAAUUCGACUUGAGAGCUAAUCCCCGAUGUUUUGAUCAAACACUUGUCAUUUUAAAUCGUGCUCUGAAAAUGUUAAGAAGAGGAAGCAGAGUCUCCCAAACUUUGCUCUGCCUUCCACAGCUCAGAAUAAAUGUCUGGAUUUUUCUGAGUGCUCUAAAGAAUUGCCGUGAGGUACAAAGGGGGCCAAGUGUCAAACACUGACCUUGGGAAUGCAGGCCACCAUUCAUCUGAACGUCAGAUGCAAAAACGUGGGGUCCAGAAAGAUAACGAAGAGAGAAUGAUGGUUCAACUAUUUGUAUCAGGUUGGUGGACGAGAACCACGAGCGUAGUGAGUUACAUUUUACAGAAAAGUAAUUGAAUUGGACUCAAAGUAGAAGAGCAGCCAGCAGGCUGGCGCCCUGAUCAGUCUGUGAUGCAGGGUUGGGGACUCUGACCGCAGACCGGUCCAUGAUAGGGAGCUAUGAACUCAACUUAAGAAUCUUGAGCGGUAAUACUUACCUGGCAGGGGGGACACCAUGAGCACAGAGGUGGUUUUCCCAGGGCGAGGCUUAUCCGUUGCACUCCAGAUGUGCUGACCCCUGCUGUUUUC
This is a messenger RNA of Molossus molossus (Pallas's mastiff bat), 3282 nucleotides long. It is a transcript of the gene ENDOD1, whose product is annotated as endonuclease domain containing 1. The record is from RefSeq and is a predicted model, not a curated record. The transcript has 2 exons. Gene Ontology annotation, molecular function: nucleic acid binding; metal ion binding; hydrolase activity. Lineage: Eukaryota; Metazoa; Chordata; Mammalia; Chiroptera; Molossidae. Bases 55 to 1557 code for a protein of 500 amino acids.